AUGGGUUCAGGUCCGGCGCUCGAGCUUCCCUCCAUAGAUUUUUCCGGAGUGGGCGAUUCGGAGCCUGGAAGCGGCGGCUGGGAUUCCGUCCAAGAUGCUGUCCGGCGAGCGCUCGAAGAGUAUGGCUGCUUCUUGGCUCUGUACGACAAGGUCACCGAGGAGCUUCAUGACGAGGUCUUCCAUCAGAUGGAGGAGAUGUUCGGUCUUCCGGCCGAGACUAAGCGCCGGUUCGUCGACCCGACGAGGCCGUACGAUGGCUACCUUGCUAACCUCCCUCCUAACCCGGAGACCAUGGGGAUGCGCGAGGCCCUGAACUCCGGCGCGAUCGAACGCAUGGCCGGUCUCCUGUGGCCAGAGGAGAACGCCAAAUUCUGCGAGCUGCUGAACACGUACGUGAGGAGGCUGUCCGAGUUAGACUACACGAUCCAGAAGAUGGUGUUCCGAAGCUUUGGCGUUGAGCGCUAUCUCGACUCGCACGCCGCGUCGACGGUACAUUCCCUUCGCCUCCUGAGAAUCACGUGA
Eucalyptus grandis is the source of this 522-nucleotide messenger RNA. RefSeq names its product probable 2-oxoglutarate-dependent dioxygenase AOP1.2. Lineage: Eukaryota; Viridiplantae; Streptophyta; Magnoliopsida; Myrtales; Myrtaceae. The transcript is spliced from 3 exons. The record is from RefSeq and is a predicted model, not a curated record. Bases 1 to 522 code for a protein of 173 amino acids. Gene Ontology annotation, molecular function: dioxygenase activity.